Molecule: messenger RNA, 1252 nt
Organism: Schistocerca americana (American grasshopper)
Lineage: Eukaryota; Metazoa; Arthropoda; Insecta; Orthoptera; Acrididae
Product: calexcitin-2-like
Exons: 7
Coding region: 144-698 (184 amino acids)
Molecular function (GO): calcium ion binding
Source: RefSeq, a predicted model, not a curated record
UAUAUAUUCACCGCAGUGGACGGCAGCUGUCAGCUGGACACCUGGCCCGCGCAUCCAGAAGCCGAGUCGUGUUCCAACUGGAGCCUCCUGUUCGCAGCUUCUCUUCGGCAACAGGAAGUUAAUACAACACCAAAAACAGAGCGAUGGCAGACUUCAGGAAGAAGAAACUGAUGUACGUCUUCCACGUAUUCUUUGAUGUCAACAGGAGCGGCACGAUUGACAAGAAGGAUUUUGAGAUGGCCAUUGAGAAAAUCUGCCGCAGCCGCGGCUGGGCCGAGGGCAGCGCGGAGCAGCAGAAGACACGGGGCGCCCUGCUGGAGGUGUGGCAGGCUCUGCAGCAGAGAGCGGACGCCGACAGCGAUGGGGAGGUGAGCGAGGCAGAGUGGAUCCAGAUGUGGGACGACUUUGCCAAGGGCGGCGACUCGGCGCUCCAGUGGCAGAGCCGCUACCGGGACUUCAUGUUCCAGCACGUCGACGCCUCAGGUGACGGGAGUAUCGACCUGGACGAGUUCGUCAAAGUCUACACCAGCUACGGCAUCUCAGCAGACGAGUGCAAGAACGCCUUCAGCAAGUUCACCAACAAUCAGACUGUGAAGGUUACACCGCAAGUCUUCGAGAAGCUGUGGAGUGAGUUCUUCUCUUCAACGGACCCUCAAGCUCCAGGAAACUUCAUCUUUGGCAAAACUUCAUUCGAUUAGGCUUCUGUAGGAAGUGAGACAGAGGAAGAGGGAAAAUGAUGAUGGAGGAGGGAUGAGAAGACAAGGCAUACAGAAAUGGCUUUCUCUUAUGGAUGUGCACAGCUGAAGAUCCACUAAUUCCAGCGUCGGCAGUUACUGCUCUGCUGUUAUAUGUUAUGAGGGACAGCAAUGGUAUCCAUAUGUGUGCAUUGCCCACCAGGCAGGGUGACCUGUUUAGCUGCCUCCUCCACACGUCCGUGGCCCAAACUCCAUUAUCUCGAUGCAACAAAUACCAAAGGCCUGUAAACCUAUACAAAGUACCACUGUUGUUUUCGUUCUGUUAUCAAAGUUAUGUUCACCAUGUAAGUUCCUCACACACACUCCGUUAACUUUAUAUGGACCUGUCACAUAAUUCUUCCUCAAGUUCCUCUGUUAAAAUGAAAUUGUAUUUUUACAAAUAUGCCAGAUAACUGUUUUAUUUAAUGUAAGAGAGUUGAACAGAUUAUGAAGCACUUUAUACUGAGCAAUAUUUUGUAUUCAUAUGAGAUGUUGAAAGUAAAGGAAAGAAAUUGGCA